Penicillium antarcticum is the source of this 1212-nucleotide messenger RNA. RefSeq lists its product as uncharacterized. NCBI's taxonomy places the organism in Eukaryota, Fungi, Ascomycota, Eurotiomycetes, Eurotiales, Aspergillaceae. The transcript has a single exon. Gene Ontology annotation, biological process: regulation of conidium formation; conidium formation; sexual sporulation resulting in formation of a cellular spore. Bases 1 to 1212 code for a protein of 403 amino acids. The record is from RefSeq and is a predicted model, not a curated record.
AUGAUCGCUUUCAUUAUCAUUAUGAUUAAGAGUCGACAGAAGCUUUUAGCAUUCGUCAAUGCAGCGGGUAUCAACUUAUUGGUAUGCGGUCUUGCUCGGCAUCCGCUAGUGGUUAAUGCCAUCUUCCGGAGCAUAUGCCGCCUGUCGCCGUCGGCUCCUCUCUGGCUGCGCAAGAGAGCUGCCGAAGCAUAUCACUAUGGCGGAGUUCACAGUGGAUGCGGUAUGGCAGCUUUUUUAUGGUAUACGGGCCUCGUGGCUCUGAUUACACAGGAAUAUUGGAUGAAUGGAGACUCGGGGACAAUUACCAUUCCGAUAAUUGUUAUAGCCUAUGUUUUACUCGUUGAUCUCGUUGCCAUUAUUGCUGUUGCAUAUCCUACAUUCCGGGCAAGAUGGCAUAAUUAUUUCGAGCUCAUACACCGAUUCGGCGGGUGGCUAGCAGUGGCUCUGUUCCUGACCCUCUUGCUUGUCUUCUCAGAUCAAGCCCGACGUUCGCAAGGCUUGUCACUCGGGCAAUACCUACUCGAAUUACCAGCGUUUUGGUUUGUACUAGCCAUCAUUGUCUCCAUUGUUCAUCCGUGGCUCCUUCUCCGCCGGGUGCAAGUUUUGCCAGAGAAUCUCUCAUCGCAUGCUAUCCGACUCCACUUUGACCACACAUCUACUGCAUUUGGUAAAGUGCUAGCACUCUCCAAUCAUCCACUCAAGGAUUGGCACAGCUUUGCAACUUUCCCCGACCCCGGUGAUAAGAGCUUUUCUUGUGUAGUAUCCAAGGCGGGCGAUUGGACAACCCGGUGUAUCGAUCAAAAACCCACCCAGCUAUGGAAGCGUGGAGUGCCCAUGUACGGCUUUAUCCACGUAAUGCGUCUUUUUCGUCGAGUGGUAGUGGUUGCCACGGGGUCAGGAAUUGCGCCAUGUCUCUCAUUUUUGAGCGAAAAGUCUCGCCCGCCGUUGCGACUCAUAUGGCAGACGCGGAAUCCAAACAGGACAUACGGUCCAGAGGUCUUCAGCCUUGUGCAUCAGCUUGACUCUGAUCCACUUCUCAUUGACACCGGGACCAGCGGCCGAGUGAACAUGGUGCCAAUUAUCCAAGAGGUCGUCCGAGAAUUCGACGCGGAGGCUGUCUGUGUGAUCAGCAACGCGCGCCUCACUAAACAAGUGGUCUUCGAGCUCAUGGAAAUUGGAGUGCUUGCAUUUGGACCAAUCUUCGACUCUUAG